Molecule: messenger RNA, 1370 nt
Organism: Amoebophrya sp. A25
Lineage: Eukaryota; Dinophyceae; Syndiniales; Amoebophryaceae
Source: the annotation of a GenBank genome assembly
CCGUCAACGCCGAACAAAUUCUACAGAAAAUCGGGUUGGAUCUUACACAUGGAUGCGCUUGGUUAUAUCAAUGGCCGGUUCCCGAGGAACCGCGACCGCCCAUGGACGACUUGAACAUUUACCGCGGCCGACAAUGCAUCAAUUCUGAAGUGGCGCUAGCCUGGGUUCGGAAGCUCAUCGUGGAUCUCGGUGACAAAUGCCAGUUGUAUAUGCUUCCGCGUUUUGGGCGCGGCAGCUUUCUAAUUCGCGCUUGCGAAAGUGGUGUUGAUGCUGAGGAUGUCAACUCGUCAUGUGACGCCGCGGUUUCGCCGUCGGAGUGGCGAGCAAUACAGGUGAAGAGUGCAGUUGAAGUUGUGCGUGAUCGAAAAGGUGGAAACCGAUACCUUUUCACGUCAUGAAACUUUCGUUCGGAUAUCGGUAUCGCAGUUGUCAACUCGAAACUCGAAGAGGUGGACUUUUGCCAUAUCUCGGAACUACCUGUCACGGAUGCGAGCGCUCCGCAGCAAUGGUUUUAUCUGCCAGAAAUGCGGACGGUUAGCAGUGGCCCUGGACGGGAACGAGCGCGGAAGUAGCUACGGGAUCUGCUAGAGAGAAUGCCCACGAAGCCCCUGGGCGAGUGGCUCAGCGACGUCGCUACUGCAAGGGAUUAUCAGCUGCAUGUUAAACUUAUGACGCAGGCGGUGUCCAACUUCUUUGAGCCUGCUCCAUCUCUGUCGUUGGAACAAGUCAACACUUUCACGAAUCUACACGAAGGGCUCCUGGCUGGCAAGCGCGUACUAUUUCGCUCUGUCCGAGUCGACAGUAGGCGGCAAACGGGCAAGGUUAAUUUGGAGCGACAUCGUCACAUCAACGGGAAAAGAUAUUCAUCAGUGCCGUUCGAUGCAUCGGACUGUAUCGAUCUCUACAUUGUCAUGCUAUACAACUUCGCCGAAAAAAGUACUUUGGCAGGAUUGUUUGUCUUCCCGCGACAAUUUGUCGUGGGAGAAGACGUCCUUAUAGUCAAUUUUCGCGGUGGGCGACGAGGGUAUUCAUUAUAUUUGCCCGGUCAUAAUGUCGAAACGGAUAUAAUGGGUAGGGCACGUGCGAAGAGGCAGGCGCCGUACUACUUCUCUCUGACUAAUGGGGACGUACCUUCCACCACAAACCGCUUACCAAUGCAAGAGUGUAUAGAUGCAGCUUUUGCAACCGGUGAUCAUGGAGCCGGUGCAAGUGGCUGUAACGAUUCAGAGACUUCACACUUCCACAAAGCGGGUUCCACGAAGUCUAUUCUCUUUUAUCAAAGGUUCCACUUCCAGGCGCUCGUUGUACCUCACUGUGUAUGUGACUUUGUGCCGACUUGUGAUCAUAUACAUAUGAUGUCUACAACAUGA